Messenger RNA from Zasmidium cellare ATCC 36951, 942 nucleotides. RefSeq names its product glycoside hydrolase family 16 protein. NCBI's taxonomy places the organism in Eukaryota, Fungi, Ascomycota, Dothideomycetes, Mycosphaerellales, Mycosphaerellaceae. Gene Ontology annotation, biological process: glucan catabolic process. The record is from RefSeq and is a predicted model, not a curated record. The transcript is spliced from 7 exons. Bases 1 to 942 code for a protein of 313 amino acids.
AUGACGGGGCUGGUGACUCAGCGGGACUUUGGGCACGACGUUGAUGGAGCUGGAGAAAUGAGAAGCAAAAGAAAGUCGAAUGGUCGCCACAAACCUGAUUGCGACUACUUGUGGCACUUGGCCUGCUAUGUGGGUGCUGGGCCAGCGAACGGCGAGAUCGACAUCAUCGAGUUCCCAAAUCUCGUUUGCGACAAUCUCAUGGCUCUGCACACCAGCGAGGAUUGCACGAUUGCGGGCACUGGAGAGUCAGGUACUUUGUUGACAAACGACUGUGGUGCCGGUGGUGGAUUUGCUGGUUGCUACACGUCGCCCAAGAAAGCCAACUCAGCCGGCACAAACUUCAACGAAGGAGGCGGCGGUGUCUAUGCGAUGGAGUGGACAUCCGUUGCCAUUCGAAUCUGGUUCUUUCCUCGCGGACACAUUCCACCAACCGUCCUCAGCUCUCACCCAGAUCCAUCAAAGUUCGGUGUCCCAGAUGCCAACUUCGAAGGUGGAUGUGACAUCGACAAGUACUUCAGGAAUGGCACCCUGAUUUUCAACAUCGAGUUCUGUGGCACUUGGGCUGGACCAACAUUCGUCUCAGAUGGAUGCCCCGCUCUCAAUAUCACCAGCCAGUGGAGCUCAUGCAACAUGUUCGUGGCCGCAAACCCGGAUGCCUACAAGGACUCAUACUUCGCCGUCAACUAUGUCCAUGUGUACACCACGACGCCAGGAAGUCCUCCACCUCCAAGCAGUGUCCUGUCUUCGAUUUUACCAGUAGCUAAGCCUGGCACCACCGACGACUGUUUCGGCUUCAACCUCGAGUACAACAACGUCUACGAGCACAACGACUACGACUCCACCGCCGCCGCAACCGCCUUCCAGUCUGUCAAGUCCACCAACUUCAGCACCAUCGCCGACAAGCUCGACUCCGCCUACCGAUCCAUCGGCCCAGGUUUCUGA